AUGGAUGGAUAUCAACAUGAACUGGAGGUAUUCAAUAACACUCAUACUCAGGCUCAUCGUUGUCGAAAAGCACUUGGAGGAGGAAUGCGGCAGGCGGGUAUUUUGGCCGCAGCCGGAAUUUUGUCACUUUCAAAGGGACCUACCAGGGUAGCUCAAGAUCAUAUUUUCACCAAACAAUUGGUCAAUUGGCUGUUACUGCGCAAGAGAUUUGCUGAAUCUACUGAAAAGGAAGUUCACGGGAUCGGUCAAGAUAUUCGUUGGCUUGCUUACCCGAUGACUGAAACGAACAUCAUAAUUGUUGUUCACUGCAGUAACCCACCUGAAGACAUCAAUCUCGCUCAAGACAAAUAA
Molecule: messenger RNA, 351 nt
Organism: Daphnia pulicaria
Lineage: Eukaryota; Metazoa; Arthropoda; Branchiopoda; Diplostraca; Daphniidae
Exons: 2
Coding region: 1-351 (116 amino acids)
Biological process (GO): glycine biosynthetic process; L-threonine catabolic process
Cellular component (GO): cytosol
Molecular function (GO): L-allo-threonine aldolase activity
Source: RefSeq, a predicted model, not a curated record